CAGUGUUCUUCGGCCCAAAGACUUUUCGGAAGUUUGUAAAUUUCAUGGCAAUUCCUCUAACCCUUUCUCUACUUCCGCCGGUAACAGCUCCUCCGCCGUCUCUCUUCUUCUCCUUCAACCGUUUCCUCCACUUCCCUUCUUCCCCUUCCUCUGUGUUAUUGAGAGCUACGUCUAAAAGACUCGUUUUGGCAACCAAGACACAACCAGUGGCAACUAUGGCAGCUCAGGAUGAAGAAAACGCCGGAAAUGUAAAACGUCAACUCGCUAAACUAUUUGAGGCAUCACUUAAGUUAACAGUUCCAGAUGAACCUAAUGUUGAGCCAUUGGUAGCUGCCUGCACUGCUAAAUUCGGCGAUUACCAAUGCAACAAUGCGAUGGGCCUUUGGUCGAAAAUAAAAGGAAAGGCUUCUCCUUUCAAGGGUCCUCCAGCUGUUGGACAGACCCUUAUGAAAAAUCUCCCUCAAUCUGAAAUGGUAGAAUCAUGCUCCGUAGCUGGACCUGGGUUUGUCAAUGUUGUACUAUCAGCCAAAUGGAUGGCAAAGAGCAUCCAAAAUAUGCUUAUUGAUGGAAUCGAUGCAUGGGCGCCUACCCUUCCGGUGAAAAGAGCUGUAGUUGAUUUUUCCUCGCCCAAUAUUGCGAAAGAAAUGCAUGUUGGCCACUUAAGAUCUACAAUUAUUGGUGACUCAUUAGCCCGUAUGCUCGAGUAUUCGAAGGUUGAGGUUCUUCGCCGAAACCAUGUUGGUGAUUGGGGAACACAGUUUGGUAUGCUGAUAGAGUACCUCUUUGAGAAAUUCCCUGACUAUGAGAAUGCAACUGAGUCUGCAAUCGGAGAUCUUCAGGCAUUUUACAAAGAAUCGAAAAAGAAAUUUGAUGAGGAUUGUGACUUUAAGGAGAAGGCACAACAGGGUGUGGUCCGUCUUCAGGGUGGGGAUCCCAAGUAUCGUAAGGCUUGGUCUCGGAUAUGUGAAAUCAGCCGAGCUGAGUUUGCUAAGGUUUAUCAACGGCUUCGAGUUGAGCUUGAAGAGAAGGGAGAAAGCUUUUAUAAUCCUUAUAUCCGUGGAGUCAUUGAGGAAUUGAGCAGCAAAGGAUUAGUUGAAGAAAGUGAAGGCGCUCGGGUGAUUUUCAUCGAAGGCUUCAACAUCCCUCUCAUUGUUGUAAAGAGUGAUGGUGGUUAUAACUAUGCUUCAACCGAUCUGACGGCUAUCUGGUAUCGCCUUAAUGAAGAGAAAGCUGAGUGGAUGAUAUAUGUUACUGAUGUCGGGCAACAGCAGCACUUUGAUAUGGUGUUCAAAGCUGCCAAAAAAGCUGGUUGGCUCCCGGACAAUGAUAAGACGUACCCAAAAGCUAACCAUGUUGGUUUUGGUCUUGUCCUUGGAGAAGAUGGCAAGCGAUUUAGAACAAGGAGUUCAGAAGUGGUCCGCUUGGUUGAUUUGCUAGAUGAGGCCAAGACUCGCAGUAAAGCUGCCCUUAUUGAGCGUGGUAAGGACAAAGAGUGGACUCCCGAGGAACUUGAUCAAACCGCCGAGGCUGUUGGAUAUGGUGCUGUGAAGUAUGCCGACCUGAAGAACAACAGAUUGACAAAUUAUACAUUCAACUUCGAUCAAAUGCUUAAUGACAAGGGAAACACAGCUGUUUAUCUUCUAUAUGCUCACGCUCGGAUCUGUUCAAUCAUUAGAAAGUCUGGUAAAGACAUUGAUGAGUUCAAGAAGACGGGACAGCUAGCGUUAGAUCAUGCGGAUGAACGAGCACUUGGGAUUCACUUGCUCCAAUUUGCCGAGACGGUCGAGGAGGCAUGCACAAACUUGUUACCAAGCGUAUUGUGCGAGUACCUCUACAACUUAUCCGAGUACUUCACCAAAUUCUACUCCAAUUGUCAGGUUAUCGGGUCAGCGGAAGAGACGAGUCGUCUCCUACUGUGUGAGGCAACGGCCGUAGUUAUGCGGAAAUGCUUCCACCUUCUUGGAAUCACUCCUGUCUACAAGAUUUGAUUCUCAUCAGACAGAAUCUCCCCCUUCUUGAUGAGGAAAAGGGCUUAUAGACUGUUCCUCAAAAAGAUGCAACAUUUGUAUCCAUUACAGAGCUUGCUUGUGUAAGAAAACGGAACCAAAACCUGGGGUUCCUCUUCUCAUUCUGUUUCAGAAAACCCGAAAUACAACUCAGACAGCCGAGAGAUUUGUUCUUUCA
This is a messenger RNA of Tarenaya hassleriana, 2184 nucleotides long. Its product is annotated as arginine--tRNA ligase, chloroplastic/mitochondrial. Lineage: Eukaryota; Viridiplantae; Streptophyta; Magnoliopsida; Brassicales; Cleomaceae. The transcript is spliced from 18 exons. The record is from RefSeq and is a predicted model, not a curated record. Gene Ontology annotation, cellular component: cytoplasm. Bases 45 to 1988 code for a protein of 647 amino acids. Gene Ontology annotation, molecular function: ATP binding; arginine-tRNA ligase activity. Gene Ontology annotation, biological process: arginyl-tRNA aminoacylation.